Pectinophora gossypiella (pink bollworm) is the source of this 1796-nucleotide messenger RNA. It is a transcript of the gene Cdc42, whose product is annotated as cdc42 homolog. The record is from RefSeq and is a predicted model, not a curated record. Bases 246 to 821 code for a protein of 191 amino acids. Gene Ontology annotation, molecular function: GTP binding; GTPase activity. Gene Ontology annotation, biological process: small GTPase-mediated signal transduction. The transcript is spliced from 5 exons. NCBI's taxonomy places the organism in Eukaryota, Metazoa, Arthropoda, Insecta, Lepidoptera, Gelechiidae.
CGUCCGUCACCGUCACCGUCAAUGGUCCUACCCGCUACGUGCACUUUGUAAUUUUCACCUAAUUCUAUGUGUGAUUAUCAGAAGACUUAGUUUGAUUACCACAUAUUUUCACAAGGUUACUGAAGCCUGUUUGGGUUGCUAUGUGAGGUUUGUUAUACCUACAAGCAAAAGCAAACAAAAUUUUCAGUAAGACAUUUUGAUAACCACUGCUGUAUUGGUUGUAAAGUCACAAAGUAUUUGCAAACAUGCAGACAAUCAAAUGUGUUGUGGUGGGGGAUGGAGCUGUGGGUAAAACGUGCCUGCUCAUCAGCUACACAACCAACAAAUUCCCGUCAGAAUAUGUGCCGACCGUAUUUGACAACUAUGCCGUGACAGUUAUGAUCGGUGGAGAGCCAUACACACUGGGCCUCUUUGAUACUGCUGGUCAGGAGGACUAUGAUAGACUGAGGCCCUUGAGUUAUCCACAAACGGAUGUUUUCCUUGUUUGCUUCAGUGUAGUCAGUCCCAGUUCAUUUGAAAAUGUUAAGGAAAAAUGGGUACCAGAAAUUACACAUCAUCAACAGAAGACUCCGUUCCUACUGGUGGGCACGCAAAUCGACUUGCGAGACGAUCCCGCCACGCUCGAGAAGCUGGCAAAGAUCAAACAGAAACCAGUUUCACUUGAACAAGGCGAGAAACUCGCGAAGGAACUGAAGGCUGUCAAAUACGUCGAGUGUUCAGCCCUCACACAGAAAGGGCUGAAGAAUGUAUUUGAUGAGGCGAUCCUGGCGGCGUUGGAACCCCCGGAGCCAGUAAAGAGAAGGAAAUGCGUCCUGCUGUAAUGCGCGCGAGUGGAGCCCCGCGACCCCGCCGCCCACCCCGCGCCGGGCGCCACGCCCCCUACAUACUGUAAUAUCCAUCUUUUAUAAAAAACAACUUUUUGCUAUCACUAAUCGUUUACUUGAGUGUAGCCAGAACAUGACGCGCUCGUGUACUGCAGCCGCGCCGACAGUAGUGUUUUCUACCAACGAACGUCAAAUGUUUAUCAUGAAAUGUUAUGCCAUAUUUAAAAUACACGACAUAAAUGGAUCUAUGCGCUAUGGCAAUUUAUAGUCUUGUUCAGGCCUGCACAGUUUCCCAAUUAAUAACGUUACAAAUAUAUUAAAGGCGAUUUUAUACCAUGUCAUUUGUCUUUUAUAGAAAUUAAUUUUAAUUUAUAAUGAAUAUUAAGUCAUUUGUACCUAUUACUAUAUGCAUUAUAUUUAAUAAUAAUAACCAUUUCUAAUAAUGGUUCCUGUUGAGUAAAUUCUCUUUCGACCAUAGUAUAAUGAAUAUAACUUUGCUACAGGCUAUGAGACGCCUGCGCAGUUCUUGCUGGAUCAAUGACGCGACUUGAUGCACAAUGUUUGCUAAGCACAGUGUAAAACUGCAUUUUUAUAAGUAUUACUCGAUAAAAUUAAAAUGUAACAAACAUCAUUGUAAUGUAAUGAUAGCGUCUGUCUCAAUCGACAGCCGUCCAUUUAUAUCUAUUAUUUCAGUGUAUACUUAUUUUAAUCAUUUAGUCAUUUGACCUAAUUAAAGUAUAUUUAAUGUUAAGUAAUUUGCUACUGAACACCAAUUGAUAAUAUUAUACGUAAAUUACAUUUUUAUUCUUUUACUAAUACUUGUCAAAUCGACCAUGAGGUAGAGUUGAUUUGAUUAUUGUGGUGUCCGUGGAAAUGGUAUGACUUCAAUGAGAUUUAGCUAUUGCUACAUUAUACCUACGGAUCGCAAUGUGAUUAUCAACUGAAAUAAAAUAAUGCUCAUUCCAAGCAGUG